CACUGGUGUACUCCUCCGGUCAGAUCCACGGCCACCGGUGAAGUCUGGCAGCAGCAUCCCGGAGUACGCAGACAAGAGGAAAGGAGGACGCUUCACUCUCCUCACUCUGCCCGCCCGUGGAGACUGUCGCGCCCGUGGACAGUUGGAAGUUGACAGAGUGAGUGGAGUACAUAUCGCGCUCGGAGUUCUUCAUCACACACCGCUCACAAGGAGGUAAAUGGACCUCCACCGACCUUUCAAAAUGGACAGCUCCUCCUACAUGCCAGCGCCCCUCGCUUCCCCCGCUCUCAUGGUCCUUGCCUCCACCGCUGAGGCUGGCCGCGAUGCUUCGGUCCCCUGCCAGGCGCCCAGGCCCUUUGGUGUCCCCGCUUCCGUGGAGAAAGACCUCCACCUCCCCUUUCCCUCUGCAUCCUACACCUUUGCCUCCAUGUAUCAACGUCAGGGCCCCGUGUCGGGUGCCUUUCCAGGCCGAGACUUCCCGUCUUCCCUGCUCCACCUGCACCCACAGUUCACGCCACCGAACUUGGACUGCUCCACUUUGGGCAUGCUCCACCACAGCGGGGUCGGCGGCGCCUUUCGGCCUUUCUCAUCCCCUCAUGACGAGAGGGAAGCGAUUGGGUAUCACUCGGCUUUCUCGCCUGCAAAAAGGCUGAAGGGUUGCUUCUCAGAGGUGGAGGGUAAGGAGUUCGACUUUGGCUCCCCCGGAGGCUCCAUUAAAGCAGUAGAGGAGUCAGCGAGGAAGCUGUUCUCCAUGUCCGGCCUUCUUUCAGAUGGCGAGACUUCAUCCAGCCCAGAGGAUCGCAGGGAGCACAGUGGCAAGGUAAAGAUUCUCUAUGAUGCGGGGGCCCCAGUGUGUCCAGUGUGUCAGAGUGUUCUGCGACCAGGGGAGCUGCAAGAACACAUGGAGCAGGAAUUAGCCAAACUUAGCCAAAUUCAAAUCAGCGUCACUUCGGUGCAGCACGACCACCUAAUGAGGACGCCAAAGUCUCUUUCAUUCUCUCUACACAUCAAACGUGAAGGAGCUUCACCGACUUCACCCACACGACCGGCUGACGACAUUCACUCUGACAGAUAUCAGACGUUUCUGCGCGUACGGGCCAACAGACACACAAGACUAAACGUCGAAGACCUCUGCUGGUGCAGGUGCUACGUCAAAUCUGCCCCAUUACGCCCCCACAGCGCAGGAGCCCACCUAGACUGCACACAAGCUGUAAGGAUCAGCAAACUGAAGCGGAGGAAACCAGAUGACGGUCAGGAUGUCCCUGCAGACACAACACCAUCAGAGGAUGAAUGGAACGAAAGGAGGAAGAUUCAGAUGAUGUCGCUAGUCGGGGGGUUCAAAGGUUCAAUGUUGGUGAGCAGCACGUCUAAAGAGGGUCGGGACAGCGACGCAGACCUCGACGUGGAUGGAGAUGACACCUUAGAGUACGGUCGUGCCCAAUACACAGAGACAGAUGUAAUUAUGUGCUCAGGGGAAAACAGCAAGGACACGACAGCUAAUGUUGGUGCAUUACCUGACUCUGGAGUCCAACAGGAAACGUCCAAAUGGUCAAAUGAAGAGUGUCCGUCCACCAGCAGUGGCGAUAAAGUGGAUGGAAGCAUGCUUGUCCUCCCCCAAACCUGCAAAAACACAGAAGAAGACAUGCUCUCAGAAGACUCUGCGUUGACAUCCCUGGAUGCUCUUAAAGCUCGAAUACGGGAUUUGGAGAAACAGUUGUGUAAGGGAGACAGAUUUAAAUGCCUAAUCUGUAUGGACACUUACUCAACCCCGCUCACUUCCAUCCAAUGCUGGCAUGUUCACUGUGAGGAGUGUUGGCUCAGAACGUUGGGAGCUAAGAAGCUGUGCCCUCAGUGCAACACCAUCACCUCGCCCGGCGACCUUCGGAGGGUGUAUCUGUGACGCCAGGCUGGUCAUAAGGAGUGGACUUUUAGAGCAGCUGGCCUGACUCCCACACUCUUCCCAAUCCUACCUUGUUUUGGACCUACUUUUUAGUCAGUGCAUACACUCCAAAAUAACACUCAUGACUGGAGAACAGCUACAAAGUGACAUUUUAACAAGAAAUAUUUCCAAUUUCUAAGACUUGUUUGGUGGAAACAGCCGAAAAACACACUGGGACAAUAUUUAUCAAUUUUAUAAUCCCUUUUGUCUGUUUUCUUGCAAAGCACAUGUACAUAGUUUUUGUGUUUGGAUUGGUGUUUGUAUAUGAUAUUGAAUAGUACAACCUGACUGUAUUUACUGUACAUAGUUUGUCUUAUUGUUUAACUCUUCUCACACUUCCUCCUCACUUUUUGUCUCUGUCAAUGUUACUAUAA
Corythoichthys intestinalis (scribbled pipefish) is the source of this 2313-nucleotide messenger RNA. It is a transcript of the gene rnf220b, whose product is annotated as ring finger protein 220b. Gene Ontology annotation, biological process: protein ubiquitination. Lineage: Eukaryota; Metazoa; Chordata; Actinopteri; Syngnathiformes; Syngnathidae. The record is from RefSeq and is a predicted model, not a curated record. The transcript has 16 exons. The coding region runs from base 218 to 1900 and encodes 560 amino acids. Gene Ontology annotation, molecular function: ubiquitin protein ligase activity; metal ion binding.